AUGACGUCCAUGUCAAUAGCCGAUCCCGAUGUCACCAGCUUGGAAGAUGUGCAAAGAGAGCUGGAUGCAAUCAAGGCUGAGCGCAGACGCCGACAGCGAGCGCUGUACGAUGGAACCCUAGCUGGGGCUUCUCGUGUGACGACAAAAAUGCCGGCUACCUCCUCCAAGGUUCGAUUCCCCGCCGCGGCGCGCACUGUAAUAUGGGCAAACGCGCUCCACCGAAAAGAAAAGGGGGAGGAGGGAAUGCUGCCCUACGAACCAGAGGCUUGCGCCCCUUUUCAGCUGCUGACGAUGGCCUACGUGCCCUGGUCGGACGGGCGCCUCGGUCCUUCCCCGGGCCACUUCAUGGGCAGCCCCGUCGAAGCGCUCGAUUUGAGCCCGUGGGAUAUAUCAUUCGCAGGGCAAAUAGACGCCUUAUGGAGGGCAAACAGGUGCCUUCGGACGCUAAAGCUAUCCGGGAGGAAUUUGGGGCCUAACCAAGAGGAGGUUCUGCAGGCCCUGUCCCGGGUGGGUGAGCAGCUUACAAGCCUCGAGAUCACCAACUGCUCUGGCGUGACACCGGGCGCGCUGGGGAUCCUUCUACACGGAGUCGGCCGGCAGCUUGUCACUCUGGACCUCUCUGGGUGUCUGGACAUGGGGGACGAUCACGUUGCCGAAGUGACCCGCGGUUGCCCGGCUUUGUUGAGCCUUGACCUGUCUUCAUGCAUGGGACUCACAGACCAAGGUCUGUCUGCGGCCACGUCCAAGGACGGACUCUCGUGCCUGAAACGGCUGCUUGUCUCAGAUUGUCCGGGUGUUGGGGACCUUGGUCUUCGAGCAGUCCUGGAUGGGUGUGCCGCUCUCCAAGAACUCUCAGCGGGUGGCUGCGACCGGGUUACGGGGAGGGUCUUCCUUGGAGAAAUGUUCGCAGGCGGGGUGGCAACUGCCCCAGUGCGCGGCCUCAAGCUGCUAGAGCUUCCUGAUUGCCAGCAGUUACACCCGUCGGCGUUGGAGUGGAUAGCCGCGGGAUGUUCGGACCUCCGCUCUCUCGUUGUUUCGGGAUGCAUGUCGACAAACCCAGAGGGUGUUGAACUUCUGGCUGCAAGUCGCCCAGACCUGCUCCGACUAGGCUUGGCGGGAUGCGUGGGACUCGGCGGGUCGACUGCGCUUUCGUUCGUUGCUGACCGAAGUGGUCGGUACCUCCAACACUUAGAUAUCUCCGACAUUCCAGCAACAGCAGCUUCUGUCGUGGGGAAGUUUCUCAGGAACUGCGGGAAGCUAGAGUUUGUCGAUCUCAGCGGGCUCGUAAAAGUGGACGAAUCCUCGUUUCAUGGUCUGGGGGGAGGGGGUGGAAAAUCUGUUGAUGGUGAUGGUGACACGAGUGUUGCCGACCCUCGCGGCCGGACAGACCAGGCCAAGCACAACAGCUCCGCGGAAAUGGGCAUCAACCCUGCAAGGGAACUAAACGGCAAGGGGUCCAUGACUAGCGAGGCCCCUGCUCUGCCGCACCUACGGGCGGCGCGUAUGCUCCGACUCCCGGGCCUCGACAACGCCUCCGUGGUACGAUUUGCGAACGCCUGUCCCUCCCUUGAGGAACUCCUCCUGUCCGACAGCCGAAUGGUCACGGGCGCAUGCUUGGCGCCCUUGGCUUCCCUCUGCCCCCUGCUACGAUCGCUGGGGCUGGAUCGCUGCAGCGCCGCCUCCGACGAGCCUGCCCUAGCUGACGCUUGCAGGCGCCUCCCGGGUCUGGAACGCCUAGCUGUCGCGAUGGGGGACGGGAAUCGCAGCCGAUUCAUGACGGAUGCUGAUCACCCUGGCAAUAGCGGGCACGCCCGUGGCGGCGGUCGCAGUGGUGGGAGUAGCGGGCAGCACAACACGCCGCACGCACCGUCGAGGCGAGCUCCUUACGGCGGCCUGCUAGACUGUUCGGUUUCUUCAUCUACGGUCUUUUCUUCUUCUUCGGCUGCCGGUACGAGGACUAUGCGGGGCAGCAACCUGGCAUUUACAGGAGGUGUUCUGCUCGAGGCGGCGUCGCGCCACUGCCCCCGAUUGACGACGCUCGGACUGGAGGGCCAUGAACAGCUCAAUUUCUCGUCGGAGCAUUCCCCUGCCGAGGCGUUCCCUUGCCUAACAGAGCUGAGACUGGUGGGUUGUACGGCCGUAAACGACACCGGCUUGGUAGCGCUCUUGAAAGCAUGCCCCCGUGUUCGGUCGCUGUCCCUCAUAGGCUCUGGAGUCACCCAGGACGCCCUCGUGAAGCAUUCGGCAUCAUCGGUAAUGGUGAGCCAAUCAAUCGCGGAGGUGUUGCCUCCUGUGCCAUUCUCCUCCGCGUUGGCAGACGGAGAUUCUCGUUUUACGGCGACUUCCUCCCGUCGCACACGUACGGCGGAAUCGACCGGGUCACCGGCGCAAUUUGUCACCGCUCCUCCGACACCGCCACCCCCCAAGCAAGGUUACCGGCAGCUUCAAACCAUGGAAAGCAGCACAUCGAUGCAACAGGCAUCCGACCUGGCAGGGGGUAGCUGCACUAGCAGCAGCCAGAGUAAGCACAGGGUGGGGCAGGAGAAUGGUGGAAGCGCACUGGCUGCGGGGUUAAGGCCGGCCCCGCACCACAAGCUGCACCUGGCUGCGGCGGCGGUGGUUUCGAGGUUUGACGAAGAGCAGCGGGCACUAGAAACCCUCGGGCGCGCCCUCCGGCACUUCAGAGACCGUCGGGCUCGUGCGCUCAUGUCAAGCGCGAGGAAGAUUUGUCGACGGAUGCUGGCGUAUAGAUUCAAGAGCAACACCGGUCGGCCGGACAAGAUGCGCUUGGAGCUGGCGAAAAAAGCGGCGAAAUCGAUCCAGGGGUUGGUCCGAGAGCACCACUCGCGUAAGCGAGACGCCCACGCCGCCAAGAUUCAAUCGCUGUGGAGACGGUACACAGCACGGUAG
Ectocarpus siliculosus is the source of this 2910-nucleotide messenger RNA. The record is from the annotation of a GenBank genome assembly. Lineage: Eukaryota; Phaeophyceae; Ectocarpales; Ectocarpaceae.